AUGUCCCAGCAAUACACACGGCCAGUGACGGUCCCUGCUACCCUCACUGAGGAACUCCCCCAGACUGCUUCUCCUUCAGCCCAUACGGAGCAGGAGCAAAUGAAGCAGCCAACAUCCCUGCCUGCUCCGUGCCAGAAGGUGGCCUCUGAGUCCCCGGGGGAGGGCCCUUCCAAGCAUAAGGAGGAGCACACGGCUCCCGUGAAGGGGCUGCCUGAGCAAGAGUGUGAGCAGCCGCAGCAAAGAGAGCCCCAGGGGCAGAAACUGCAUCUGGGCCUGCAGCAGCGGGAGCACCAAGCACCUCAGCAGCAGGAAGUGCACCUGGGACAGCAGCAGCAGGAGCAGCCCCAGGUGGAGGAGCUGCAUCUGGGAAAGCAACACCAGCAGGAGCCACGGGGGCUGCACCUGGGACAGCAGCAGAAGCAGCAGGGACCACAGGAGCAGGAACCGCAUCUGGGACAGCAGCAGCAGGAGGAGCCACAGGAGCAGGAACCGCAUCUGGGACAGCAGCAGCAGGAGGAGCCACAGGAGCAGGAACCGCAUCUGGGACAGCAGCAGAAGGAGGAGCCACAGGAGCGGGAACCGCAUCUGGGACAGCAGCAUCAGCAGGAGCCACAGGAGCAGGAGCUGCAUUUGGGAAAACAGCAGGAGGAGCCACAGGAGCAGGAGCUGCAUCUGGGACAGCAGCAGCAGGAGGAGCCACAGGAGCAGGAACCGCAUCUGGGAAAACAGCAACUGCAGCAGGGAUCACAGAAGCAGGUGCUGCAUGUGGGACAGCAGGAACCACAGGAGCCACAGGAACAGGAGCUGCAUUUGGGGAAACAGCAGGAGGAGCCACAGGAGCAGGAGCUGCAUGUGGGACAGCAGAAACAUCAGAAGCCACAGGAACAGGAGCUGCAUUUGGGGAAACAGCAGGAGGAGCCACAGGAGCAGGAGCUGAAUCUGGGAAAGAAGCAGAAGGAGGAGCCACAGGAGCAGGAGCUGAAUCUGGGACGGCGGCAGCAGCAGCAGCAGGGCCAGCCACAGCAUGAAGAACCCCAGGGAGCAAAAAUCCUGGAGCAAGAGGAAACACGAAGGGAGCAGCAGCCUAAGGAGCCUCUGCGGCAGGCUCAGGAACUGGAGCGCCUGGAGCCGCAGGAGGAGCAUGUGCAGCAGCCCGCGUUGGUCCCAGGCCCUGGCCAGGCCCAGGAGCUGCAGCCAGUGCAGGCACGGAAGGGAGGGAUUCCCGCGCCCUGCAGGGGAACAGCAGCAGAAGCAGGUGUCGACGUGAGCAAGCUUGAGUAG
Messenger RNA from Marmota flaviventris (yellow-bellied marmot), 1281 nucleotides. It is a transcript of the gene Ivl, whose product is annotated as involucrin. The record is from RefSeq and is a predicted model, not a curated record. Gene Ontology annotation, biological process: keratinocyte differentiation. NCBI's taxonomy places the organism in Eukaryota, Metazoa, Chordata, Mammalia, Rodentia, Sciuridae. Gene Ontology annotation, cellular component: cornified envelope.